AAAAAAAGAUGUUCUUUACAGUGUCUUGGGUGGACUCUGGGAAGCUUGUGACACUGGGCAGCUCCCUAUUGCUGAUCUUCUCACAGAUACUGAUAAAAGAGGCUAUGUCCACCACCCCGAUGGAUAUGGCUCUGCAUUCCUUUGAUGACCAGUAUCUGGGAUGCAGAGAGGAGAUGAUGAAAGAACUGGAGCAAGGAGACUAUUUUCAAAAGGAAAUAGCUGCUAAAAAGGACUACUUUCAUCUCUGGAAGAAGGCUCAGAAGGCUUUGCUAAAGAGCCCUGUAGGACUCCUGAGGGGGAUGCGUGACAGCCAUGCCAUAGUCCUCAUGGUUUACACCAUGAACUCCUCCCUGCACUCGCAGCUGAACUGGGCUACAUCUACAGCAGGAAUCUCUCCAGAGCACUACAGACACAACUUCACUUUUAAAUAUUUCCACUUCUACCUAACAACUGCUCUCCAGAUACUGAAGGAGUGGCAGAGCAGCAUGGGGGAACCUAAGUGCUACCAGGUGCACAGGGGUGUAAAGGACUUAUAUAUAGAGGCCAAGAUAGGCAGCAGGGUGCGAUUUGGCCGUUUCACUUCUACCUCCCUCCUCAGGAAUAAAGCCCAGAAGUUCGGGAAUGAAACUUUGUUCACAGUGACCACUUGCCUGGGAGCAGCUUUGCAAGGCUUUUCUCACCACACAUAUGAGAAGGAAGUCCUCAUUCCCCCUUACGAGAUAUUUCUCGUCAAAAGCUUCUUUCAGACCCAGCAGGGUAACCGGCUGCGUCUGCAUUCUGUGGGGAGCUGCAGCAAGUACCAGUGCCAGCUGGUGGAAGCUUCAAGAAGCAAGAACAGUGGUUAUACCGCACUCGCCUCUGCCAUUCUCCCCAGUGUGCUUGCCGUUUCCCUGUGCUUGGCCCAGUCUCCGAUUCUCUGGCUGCAUCCAGAUAUGUGCACUUGA
Molecule: messenger RNA, 944 nt
Organism: Sturnus vulgaris (Common starling)
Lineage: Eukaryota; Metazoa; Chordata; Aves; Passeriformes; Sturnidae
Gene: ART4
Product: ADP-ribosyltransferase 4 (inactive) (Dombrock blood group)
Molecular function (GO): NAD+-protein-arginine ADP-ribosyltransferase activity; NAD+ poly-ADP-ribosyltransferase activity
Source: RefSeq, a predicted model, not a curated record